This is a messenger RNA of Effrenium voratum, 1520 nucleotides long. The record is from the annotation of a GenBank genome assembly. Lineage: Eukaryota; Dinophyceae; Suessiales; Symbiodiniaceae.
GGCUCGGAGUGGAGAAUGUGUGGCAAGGCCUGAUGGAGCAUGUGCUAGAUCCCUACCAAUGCAUUGUGAAGAAGAACCGGAAGUACGCCUCGGAAUGCACAGAGGUCCAUUUGGCCAACCUGGGGGCGGACGCGAUCUCGAAGGACUUUGAGCACUUCGGGAACUUGGAGGUGGUUUGGCUGCAAGGGAAUCAGCUCUCCCGUGUGGAGAACCUGGAGAGCAACUUUCGGAUCAGAGAGAUCUACCUGCAGAAGAACCGCCUGGUGUCCUUGGCCGGCUUGCGGAGCUUCAAGUUCCUGAGGGUGCUGCUGGCCAGCGGCAACCAGCUGCGGAACCUGGACAAGCAGCUGGCCCUGCUCUCCAGGUUCGCCUUUCUGAAGAAGUUGGACCUCUUCGACAACCCGGUGGCCGAGGAGCCAGACUACCGGCUGCGGCUGAUCUACCAGCUUCCCCAGGUGGAGGUCUUGGACCAGCACUCCGUGAAACAUGCGGAGCGGGUGCGUGCGGACGAGGUGGUGCCCAAUCUGGACAAGGUGUCCGCCCGGGCGGAGAAGGUGAAGCCAAAGCAGCACCAGUUCUCGCUCCUUGAGAGGCAAUGCAUCGUGGAAGCCAAGAACAUCCAGGAGAGAAGAAGGAAGGAUGAAGAGGCGCUGCUGAGCCGGAGCAUCCGCGUGGCGCCAGAGUUGAUGCCGCCGGACUGCAAAGUCUUCAAGGCGAACAGGGAGAGAUGGAGCGACCCCAGGAGAAAAGUACACCACGAGCUGACGAGGCCGACGGCCUGGGAGAUUGCGGAGAUGCGGCCGCUGGCGAUGCAGAAGGUGCCCCAAGAGCAGCUUUCCCGCGCGGAGGUGGAGUCCCUGGCGAGGCUCUUCGCCUCCGAGGGCCUCGGGGGGCGGCGCCUGGCAGAUGCCCAAGUCUUCGAGGAGAACUUGUGGCAGGACACCGCCCAGGACAUGUCGGCCCUGGCACGGAGCCUGCGACUGCACAGCGAGAAGAUCCAGGUGACGGCCGUGCCGCAUCCCCUGGAGAAGCUGAGAGAUGACCCCGCGGCGACUAUGCCGGCAACGGAGGUCGUGGAUCUGCUGUUGAAGCUGGCAUGGCCUCGCUUUGAUGACGAGUACCUAGACAGGCGCAUCCAUCGACUCUACGAGGACCUGCGCCGCGCGGACUUCGCCGGGGACCAGGACGCGGUGGUGAAGCACCGGACCGAAGCUCUGCGUUUGGAAGGUGCUAAGACCCUCAAGGAGCAUGUCACCCUGAACCGGAAGGAAGUCGGCAAGGCUGCUGAAAAAGCGCGGGUCGACGUCUUUCCGCAGAAGUUCAUCCGCGCGAAGCGCCAGAUUGAUGAAAGCACCGGGCGCAUUGUCCUCAAGGUUGGGAUGGACACGAGGAGCACGAGCCUGGGAACCAUGGCUUUGGUGCGGUGAGGAAACGUGUCACCGGUUUCACCUCGAAUUCCGUUUCACUCGCUGAACGGCGGGAGAAAGAGGCUUGGCCAAGCACAUGAACCACUCCUCUGG